AUGAAGCAAUACUACUUUAUCGAUAGAGAUGGCCAUCUCUUUCGGCAUGUACUCAACUACCUGCGCACGGGACGCGUCUGUCUGCCGGCUCGGUUCGAAGAACUGGACCAGCUGAUCGAGGAGGCUCGAUUCUACCAGUUGGACGGGAUGACGCGUCAGCUGGAGGGGCUACUGUACCAACGGGCCAGACCCACUGCCACUCUUCAUCCUCCUCCUCCUCCUCCUCCUUUUCCUCUUCCUCUACCUCUUCCUCUUUCUUCGUCUUCCUCGUCUUCUUCUGUUUCCUUUCCUCCUCUCCCGCCUGCCCGUCCGUCGAGGCCGUCAUGCGAAGAGGAUUCGGCCUCGGAGGGGGCACCUCGAGGAGGACAUGGGCUGCGUCAGUCCAUGUCCAAUCGGACAAACUCGAGGCCUGUUCGGUUCGAGAGCAGAGUCGGCAAGACGGUCGAGGGGUCGGAUGAGACGGCGGAUGGUAUGGCCGAGUGGGGCGAAGAGGAGGGCUCCAAGUUGGCCGGCCAGAGGCGAGCAGCUCGACAGCUGAUGCGCGAUGAAUGCGUCCACAUGAAGAGAGGCGGCGCUCGAAAGCGUAGGCUUCUACAAUCGGGCUGGUCGCAGAGUGGCGAAGAGGUGGAGGCAAAGAAGACAGGACCCGUUGACAAGGCACUACCGAACGGAAAGGGACGAGUGCAGAAAACCGGAGAGAAGAGUGUUGCUGUACUGUACAUGUCCAGUGGGCAGGCUCUUUCAACGGAGGAUGGCGUGGCGCUCAAACGAGAGGAAGAUGCGGGCGAAGGGGAAGACGAAGAAGAGGAGGCAGAAGAGGAGAGAGGCGAGAUAGGCGAAGAUGAGCUUCAGGCUGGCCUUCGUGACUGGGACCUGGUGGCCUUCGUGGCGGACGUCGGCAACUGUCGAGGGCCGAGAAGAGCCCGUCUGGUCUGCUCGACUCGGAAACUGGCCGACUGGCUUGAACCCCGUUUGGGCCUGGUCUUGAGUCCAUGCGGGGCCGGAGCGGGUGGAAUGAAAGAAGAUACAGAAGACGAGAAGGAGCAGGAGGAGGAGGAAGGAGCGAGGUCGUCUCCGGUUGCCGAGGCGCCGUGUCGGUUGAACCGCCUCACGAUGGCGGCCGGUGACGCGACUGGCGCUCUUCGUCUCGAGGCGAUGAGUCCGGAGAGGAUGAUCGUUCUGUUGCGUGGGCUCUACCGGCUCGGUUUCCGACUCUUGCCGAUGCCGGUGACUGAGAUUUGGCCGGCCGAGAGAAGCCGAUGCUCGGGUCCGGCGCCGACAGGUUUCGAUGGGAGCGCAGGUGGAGCCGCUCUGGACCGGACUCGACUGUUGACCGUGUCGGCUGACGCGAACUGCGACUCCGAUAGGACGCAGGCUCGAGCCCAGGAGGCUGGAGAGGCGGAGGUCGAGGUGUCCGGACGAGGCAGUCUUCAUUUUGUGAUGGCACGGCGCGUCUGCCCGAUCGGUGGGAGGCUGUCCAACUGUCGAGGAAAGUCGCGUCGCACGACAACAGGCCCGCGAAUGGGACUUCUGCUCGAGUCCCGAACACACCGGUCCCCGUCGAAGGUGUGCCGGACAGACGUCGGCCAGCCCAAUUCCUUUGUGGAGCAUCGUUAG
Molecule: messenger RNA, 1617 nt
Organism: Protopolystoma xenopodis
Lineage: Eukaryota; Metazoa; Platyhelminthes; Monogenea; Polystomatidea; Polystomatidae
Source: the annotation of a GenBank genome assembly